Molecule: messenger RNA, 2733 nt
Organism: Acipenser ruthenus (sterlet)
Lineage: Eukaryota; Metazoa; Chordata; Actinopteri; Acipenseriformes; Acipenseridae
Product: ETS domain-containing protein Elk-3-like
Exons: 5
Coding region: 363-1604 (413 amino acids)
Biological process (GO): regulation of transcription by RNA polymerase II; cell differentiation
Cellular component (GO): nucleus
Molecular function (GO): sequence-specific DNA binding; DNA-binding transcription factor activity, RNA polymerase II-specific
Source: RefSeq, a predicted model, not a curated record
ACAGGAGCUCCUCCCAGCGGUACAGAACAGGAAGAUGCUGACGUCAGUUGGAGCUGAUCUGUGUGUAGUUAGUGUUACAAUAUUACUAUGUGUGUUAUAAUACUAGAGCGAUGUUGAACAUCAUUGGGCAGAGAGAGAAGAGGGGAGGAAAAGGCUGUUUACACAGACUGCAAACCGCCUGGGGAAUAAUGCAGGAAAGGAAGUGAGCCGGCUCUCUGUCUGACUGCUCCAACUUCCUGCGAAAUCAGGAUCUCAUUACAGAGAAACAGAACAGUUCAGACGACAGUAAGAAUGGAGAACAAGGGGUUUUUACAACUUUCUUUUUAAGUGUUAUCGAAGAGACAUACAUCUCAGGUCCGGUUAUGGAGAGUGCUAUCACACUUUGGCAGUUCUUGCUUCAGUUGCUUUUGGACCAGAAACACGAGCACCUCAUCUGCUGGACGUCCAACGACGGGGAAUUCAAACUCCUAAAGGCAGAGGAGGUGGCCAAACUGUGGGGACUUCGCAAAAACAAGACCAACAUGAACUACGACAAACUUAGCAGGGCGCUCCGUUACUACUAUGAUAAGAACAUUAUCAAAAAGGUGAUCGGACAAAAGUUUGUAUACAAGUUUGUCUCGUUCCCUGAAAUCUUAAAAAUGGACCCCCACACAGUGGAGCUGGGCAGAGAGAGCAUGCUGUUACAGGACAGUGAUUCUCUGAGUCUGGAGACCAAAGAGCAGCAAACCCUGUCUGCCUUGAGAAACAACGGCCGCAACGACUAUAUCCACUCAGGUCUCUACUCCUCCUUCACGAUCAACUCACUACAGAACCAGGCAGAGGUUUUCAAAUCAAUAAAAAUGGAGAAGCAAGACGAGAAAUCGGAUGAAAAACUGCAGGGGGAUGAGACGCGGACUGUAAUCCGCUUUGUAACAAACAAAACAGAGAAGCUGGUGACGUUGCCGGUAGUUUCCAUGCCAUCCUCUCCUUCUAUGUCAGCUGAGGCCGUGGCUUCUGCGGCUUUCUUGACAUCCUCUGCCUCUGCCAAAGCUUCCCCAACUUUGAUGUCGGCUCACGCCACAAACUUCUCCUCUCCCUCCCCCUCCCCCUCCCCCUCCCCCAGUUCUUCUUUCCUGUCAGGAAACAGGAGCCCGAACCCAGAGGCAGAUGACUUGGAACUUUCUUCCCAGCCUCUGAACCUUUCUGCCAGUCACAAGGCCAGGUCCCCUCAACUGUUUGAGAAGAGGAAUAGCAACGGUCUUCCUCCAAAGGCCAAGAAACCCAAAGGCCUGGAGAUCUCAGCCUCCUCUUUACUAUUCUCAGGCACUGAUAUCGGCUCAAUUGCCCUCAACAGCCCCGCACUUCCCUCAGGGUCUCUGACACCAGCCUUUUUCACUGCACAGACACCUACAGGGUUGUUGUUAACCCCCAACCCAUUAUUAUCCAGUAUUCACUUCUGGAGCAGCUUAAGCCCUGUGGCUCCUUUAAGUCCUGCCAGGCUCCAAGGAACAAGCUCUUUAUUUCAGUUCCCUUCCUUGUUAAACAGUCACUUACCAAUGCCAAUUCCUGCGAUGGAUGGGUCUUCUUCACCAAUGCUGCUUUCUUCUAAUGGUCAGAAAUCCUAACUUUGCCUGAGUGAAUGCCUUAACCGAAGACAGUGUUCUUUUUUGUGAAAUGCAAAUCACGUUUGGUUUUGCACAUUUACACAUAGACAGAUACUGAUUUUUUUUUUUUUUUUGUAAACACUUGUUACAUUUGUAUAAGGAUAUUGUUAAAUCUUUUUGAUAAACACCUUACUGUUUUAAGUGUUAAACAUUAGGGAAUGGUGUUCCUUCUUGUAUUGUGUUUGUUAAGGUUUCCAUUGGCGGCUGUGAAUCGAUGUUGCUUGUCCUUUUUUAAUUUUUUAUUGUAUGCACUGUGCUUAUUACCGGCUGUGCCUUCCCAUGUAUACAAUUAAAUAUAUCAUGUAAAUGUAUUCUUUUUCAGCUUUAAGAAACAAUUACAAAGACGAGAUUCCAGUACAGUAUAAAAGCUCUAUAAUGGCUAUCAAUUACUAUUUUCAUAAAGGAAUUGAUGAAAUGUAUUCUCAUAUUAAUUUUAUAUUUUGUGCUUUAACAGUGUAGAAAAUAUGCCUUAUAUAUUUGUUGUAUAAAUAAAAAUGUAGUAUGCAAUGUUACAUUAAAAAUAAAGAGUUGGCCUUUUUUUUAUAACCAUGUUUGUGUGAUGCACUAAUCGUACACAAAUUCUCAAUAAAUCAUAUAAAGUGCUUACUGAAAUCAGAUCCGUCAGUGCAACUGCUUUAUAAAACAAGGUUGAAGUUAUGUGUGUACAUGUUAAGGUACUUGCGUUAACUAAGGAGGCUGUGUGGUCCAGUGGUUAAAGAAAAGAGCUUGUAACCAGGAGGUCCUCGGUUCAAAUCCCACCUCAGCCACUGACUCAUUGUGUGACCCUGAGCAAGUCACUUAACCUCCUUGUGCUCCGUCUUUCGGGUGAGACGUAGUUGUAAGUGACUCAGCAGCUGAUGCAUAGUUCACACAUCCUAGUCUCUGUAAGUCGCCUUGGAUAAAGGCGUCUGCUAAAUAAACAAAUAACAACUUGGGUUGACUAACUUGCACAGAUGGCAAAGAAAAUGACACUAUAAUUGUCUAAUGUUGUUUUGAAAGCUAUUUUUGUGCAUAUGUAAAACUUGUACUAGGAUUUACUUCAGUCUUUAUAUGGAACAAAUACACAAGCUAUUAAAAAGAGUUGUUAAUA